AUGAACUUCACCAACUGCUCACUCGGCUCCUGUCCAGAACGGACAAGAACGUUCACCGAGAAGACCAUCGUUGCUUUGACCCUCUCCCUGAUCAUGCUUCUGACAACGACGUUGAACUCAGCGGUAAUAGCUGCUAUUUGCAUUACAAAGAAACUGCACCAGCCUGCCAACUAUCUGAUCUGCUCCCUGGCUCUCACCGACCUGCUCGUUGCCACUUCAGUAAUGCCCAUCAGCAUUCUGUACAUCAGCAUGGAGUCCUGGGUUCUGGGUCACGUUGUCUGCGAAGCCUGGCUGAGCCUGGACAUGACCUUCUGCACGUGUUCCAUCCUUCACCUGUGUGUGAUCGCCCUGGACAGGUACUGGGCUAUCACAGACGCCGUGCAGUAUGCAGGGAAAAGGACGGCCAAGCGGGCAGUGUCCAUGAUAGUUGCCGUGUGGGCCAUUUCGGUCUUUAUAUCCAUGCCGCCCCUGUUUUGGAGAAGCCACGAUGUUACUGGAACGGAGCAACAGUGUACGAUUAGGCACGACCAUGCCAUCUACACCAUUUACUCCACCUUCGGAGCCUUUUACGUGCCGCUGACUUUAAUCCUCAUCUUGUACUACCGCAUCUACAAUGCGGCCAAGACCCUUUACCUGAAGCGCGGCUCCAGCCGACGCUUGAGCCAACGCGGCAGCGGCAGCCAGUCCUCCAGCUACACCAGCUGCAAGCUGGCUCAUUCCUUCUGCGUGUCCGAGACGCCCAGCACCGAGCCCGGCGUCGAAAGCCACUGGGGCGCGGCGGUGGUGAGCAGGGCGGACGGUGAGGACGGGCUGGGGAACGGCGCGGAGCCGCCGCAGAUCUCCAGCGGCAGGGAGCGCAGAGCAGCACGCGUGCUGGGACUUAUCCUGGGCGCCUUCACCGUCUGCUGGCUGCCCUUCUUCGUUAAAGAGCUCCUCACCGGGAUGCACCUCUGGGUGGUCUCGCCGAAGGUGGCUGACUUCCUGACCUGGCUGGGCUACGUCAACUCGCUGAUUAACCCCCUGCUCUACACCAGCUUCAACGAAGAUUUCAAGUUAGCCUUCCGCAAGUUUACAACCUGCAGAAAGCACAGUUAA
Messenger RNA from Pristis pectinata (smalltooth sawfish), 1095 nucleotides. RefSeq names its product 5-hydroxytryptamine receptor 1E. Bases 1 to 1095 code for a protein of 364 amino acids. Lineage: Eukaryota; Metazoa; Chordata; Chondrichthyes; Rhinopristiformes; Pristidae. The record is from RefSeq and is a predicted model, not a curated record. Gene Ontology annotation, cellular component: dendrite; plasma membrane. Gene Ontology annotation, molecular function: G protein-coupled serotonin receptor activity; neurotransmitter receptor activity. The transcript has a single exon. Gene Ontology annotation, biological process: chemical synaptic transmission; G protein-coupled receptor signaling pathway, coupled to cyclic nucleotide second messenger.